Molecule: messenger RNA, 12749 nt
Organism: Chiloscyllium plagiosum (whitespotted bambooshark)
Lineage: Eukaryota; Metazoa; Chordata; Chondrichthyes; Orectolobiformes; Hemiscylliidae
Gene: jmy
Product: junction mediating and regulatory protein, p53 cofactor
Biological process (GO): positive regulation of apoptotic process; 'de novo' actin filament nucleation; Arp2/3 complex-mediated actin nucleation
Cellular component (GO): nucleus; cytoplasm
Molecular function (GO): transcription coactivator activity; actin binding; Arp2/3 complex binding
Source: RefSeq, a predicted model, not a curated record
GGUGUGAGCCAAGAUGGCUGGUCCAGCUCUGAACUUGUAACGGAUGGUGUGGCGGCUCUUGUCUCCUGGCGUGGUGGUGGUGGGGGGGAAAUAUUCUCCUUAUUUUCCACCGUCCGUUGUCUUGGUGGGCAGAGAGAAUAUAGACGAUGUCAUUCGCCGUGGAAGACAACUUGGAGUCGGACUGGGUGGCUGUGAGACCCAACGCCUUCGACGAGAAGGAAAAGCACAAGUUUGUUUUCAUCGUGGCUUGGAAUGAAGUGGAGGGAAAGUUCGCCAUAACCUGCCACAACAGGACGGUGCAGAGGAAGAGGAUUGGGGCGAGGGACCAGCGGAUAAGGCGGGAGGGAGAGGAAGAUGAGGAGGGGGUCCGGAAAUCACAAGGCCCCCAGGCCGGGAGCCCAGUUCGAGGGGAUGCUGGCAUCCAGAGUCCGACCCGGAGUGGAGCGGCUACACUCAGGAGUCCAGCCCGAGGACGGACCAGCAUCAAGAGCCCAACAGCAAAGGAAAUUGGAGUAAGGAGUCCACUUCAAGGAGAACCGGGGCUCUCUGCGGUUCCUGUGGGCGAUACAAGAGCGAUGGGUCCUCUUCCGAGUGAGGCUGAUAUCUUAGGCCCAGUUCAGGACACUAUUCAUCUUCACGAUUCUGCCACGGCAGCGGAUAGGGAUCAGGACCAAGAAAAGGAUAUUGUGAUACCGGAUGAUUGUAGCUGGGCCGGACUGUUCUCCUUCCAGGAUUUGAGAUCCAUUCAUCAACAACUUUGUGCUGUGAAUUCGGAGUUAGAACCUUGUUUGCCAGUAUUUCCUGAAGAACCCUCAGGGAUGUGGUCAGUGCUCUUUGGUGCAUCUGAAGUGAUCGAUGGAGAGAUGGACUCGCUAUGCUUACAACUUCAAGUUUACCUUGGCCAUGCUCUGGAUGUCUGUGGGUGGAAAAUUCUUUCUCAUCUCCUAUUUACUGAAAACGAUAACCCGGAUGAGUAUUAUGAGAGCUUGAGUGAGUUGAGGCAGAAAGGAUAUGAAGAGGUAUUGCAGAGAGCAAAAAAACGUUUACAGGAGCUUUUGGAGAAACACAAGAUCACAGAGGUUAUGGUAGAAUUGCUGGAACUUUACCAGGAGGAAGAUGAUGCUUAUAUUGCUUUAUCUGAAGCAACUACAGAACUCUACCAAUAUCUACUCCAACCGUUUCGAGAUAUGAGAGAAUUGGCUAUGCUGCGACGCCAGCAGAUAAAGAUUUCAAUGGAGAAUGAUUACCUUGGUCCACGCAGAAUUGAGAGUCUGAAGAAAGAAGAUUCUGAUUGGCAAAGGAAAGCCCACAGGGCUGUGUUAUCUAUACAGGAUUUGACAGUGAAGUACUUUGAGAUCACAGCUAAAGCGCAGAAAGCUGUGUAUGAUCGGAUGCGUGCUGACCAGAAGAAAUGUGGGAAGGCAGCCUGGGCCGUGGCAGUUGAGAGGAUGGAAAAACUUCGGUACGCAGUUGCAAAGGAAACACUACAGCUGAUGCGAGCGAAAGAGAUCUGUCUGGAACAGAAAAAACGAACACUCAAAGAUGAAAUGCAGAGCCUUCAGAGUGGCACAGAUGCCAUAGCACGGCUGGACCAGCUGGAGGCAGACUAUUACGACUUGCAGCUUCAGUUGUAUGAGGUGCAGUUUGAGAUUCUGAAAUGUGAGGAGCUGCUAUUAACAGCACAACUUGAAAGCAUUAAGAGGCUCAUUGCAGAAAAACGAGAGGAAGUUGUUUACUAUGAUACUUAUGAAAGCAUGGAAGCCAUGCAAGCAACAGAGGAUAUGACUGCAUCAGUGAUCCCACAGAAAAUGGAACUGUUGAAGCUUCAGCAGAAGGUUCGGCAACUGGAGGCUCGGCGCAGUCGCACUUCAGCCAAGAAGGCCUACCUCAGAAACAAGAAGGAAAUCUGUAUCGAAAGCCACAAAGACAAGAUGAAGCAGCACAGACAAAAUGAAGAGGCGUACAGGAGUCAUCAUGCUAUAAAGCAGAUGCGUAAUCAGCAACAAGAGGAAGAGACAAACAGUAAAUGGGUUAGCCAAGAGCGACAGAAAACAUUGGACAGGCUCCGUAACUUUAAACAGAGGUACCCUGGGCAAGUUGUACUUAAAUCCACAAGACUCCAUUUCACAAAUGUCAGAAGAAAAGAUAAUACAGGUUCAGUGGCUUACCUUGGCAAAGACCAAACGCACACUCUUCCAGAAACAUUACAAGUACAACAAACAACUGAAGAAGAAACUUCACCUGUAAAGAAGGGAACAAGGUCCACUGGAGCAACAGAAUUUAAAAGCAUAUUACAAGAAGAGGAAUGUUUUUCUUCACAGUCAGGAGAUGAUGCCACCCCUGAACUACUGCAACCUAUUUCACUUCCAAGCCCUUCGACUGAAGAAAUCAGUAACAUUGAUAUAGUUCCGCCACCACCACCACCUCCUCUACCCCCUCCACCUCCUCCAAUGCCAGUUUGUGAAGAAUCAGUCAAUGCUCAGCAACAAAUAGAGAAACCUGUUCAGUCAGGUGACUGCAAAGAAACAGCACAACCUAUUAGUUCACCGAUACCUCAUUUAUUUGACAGUAAGCAGCUAUUAAAUGCUAGAAAAAAAUUGAAGAAAACAGCAUCAAGUGAUGAGCUGAAAAAACAGAGAGUGAGUUCACCAAUGGAUGAAGUUCUAGCUUCUCUGAAGCGAGGCAGCUUCCAUUUGAGAAAAGUUGACCUGCGUUCUCUGCCUCCAUUUCCAAAUCAAGAUGACAGCAAUAAUAUACUUGCACAAAUUAGGAAAGGCGUAAAGUUGAAGAAGGUUCGGAAAGAAGCCCUGAGAGAAUCCUCCAUUGAUUUGCAUGAUGCUGAUCCUCUAACACGCAGCAUCCAUGAAGCUUUACGGAGAAUUAAAGAGGCGUCACCAGAAUCUGAGGAUGAUGAGGAUGAAGGCUUAACUUACACUGACUGGGAGAAUUAACUCUUACAGACCAAGUUUAAAAGGCCUGUGUAUUGUAAACAUAACCUUGUCCUUCCUUCCACUGUGCAAUUAAUUGUUCGUGGUCCUGUGGCAGAGCUGGUGGUCAAUGAGUGGUAGAGAGGUAUUUAGGUAUUUCCCUUGAAGCUGUGCCUAAAAUGAAAUAUUUUAAUAUCUAAACUAAUAAGUAUGUAUACUAAAUAAUGUUUAAAAUUUCCAAAACCCUCUUCACAAGUUGAUGAAAGGUGACAUUAUGUAAGUUUAUUUUGUGAUUAUGACAGAGUAUCACAGUAAAUUUUAUUCAGAUCCCACUUAAGCAUAAUCAGCAUGAAGGUUUAACUGUUACCAUCUAAUAUGUUCAUUGAGCAUGCUAAAGAAAAUAUCAGUAUAAUUGAAAACGCUCCAUUUUCCUUCUGUACAAAUAAGGGAGAGUACAAUUUGACCUUAAAACAUGGCCUGACUGUAAAUUUAUUCUCGGUCUCCCUCUACCAAAGGAGUUUUCAUCAAAGUCCAAAAAAGAUUUCUGUACACCCAGCAAAACUUCGGAAGGUGAGAGUCCAGAUGCCUUAAUAAAAGGACACAAAGUAUACAUGCAAGUUAGUUUUAGCUGUUUGUUCUGCAAAUUGGAGUCUUUCAUCUUGUGGACUGUAAAGUUACACAUUUUUGCUUUCGUGUAUUUUACUUUAUACCCCGAGGUUGACCUUUGCAAAAGUAUAUUUGAGUAGUUUACCAUUUGUCAUUAGUUUACUGUGAUUGGUACUUUAAAAUUGUAGAAAUUAAUAAAAUGGGCCAAAAGGGGUAGCAGAUAAAAUGAUUUACUGCAAAUUAAUAGUUUUUACAGAAAUUAACGUUAUAUAAAAUUACAUAGCAAAUUGAUUUUAAAAACAAUUUAUACAGAAAAGUUAUGUAAAUUAAUUCAAAUAAGUUGUAGGCUGACUAACAUAGGUUUGUUUAAAUCAUCUGUAUGUGCAUGAACAGAUUGCCUUAUGUAUGCCUGAAAAAUAUUUUUGAGGAGUUUCAGUUGAAUCAAUUCAAUGGUGAAAAAAUUUCAGAUAAUUCCCAACUUUCUAAGGCUUGGUCUUGCUUGGCAACCACAUCUUGAUUUAUGGUUUUCUUUAUGACUUUCAAAAUUGGCCAUGUCCUUUGCUGUGAGCCUCAGCCCUUCACGAGGCUUCUAGUUUAUACAACAAAAAGCAUGGCUUUGAAACAUUCAGUCGUGUGGCUGGAGACAAAAGUGCACUACGUGGAUAUUUUAAAUGCAGAAUUCUGGUUCCUACUGUGUGCUACAUUUUGUUACAGAGAAAGAAUGCACUUAAUUUGUACCUAGUAAAGCACUACGCCUUGUGUUCAAUUGAGUGCUGACCUACAGUAUCAGUUUCCUUGAUAUAUGUUUAAUUAUCUAAAAGUUUACUCAGAGGGCUCCUUAUUGAUACUCCUCUUGUGGGUGUAACCCAUUUAUUUGAGGACUGAAGCUUUAGUCAGAUUCCAUAUGGAUGGAGCAAAAUGUAGGUGUGACCAAAAAGGGGAAAGUGUAAAAUGGUUAAGAUAGAAUAAUUCCGCUAUAAUCAGUGAACACCAGCAUUGCAUUAAGUGCAGAAAAAUCUUAGAGAAUGAACUUUUGUAUAGCCCUAAUCUAAAUGACAUUGAAUUAAAUCAUUUCAGAAAAUGUGUGAAAAUAUGUGAGGAGAAUUUAGAUUCAAUAGGAAUUGCUGGUCUAUAAUGUAGGUUUUAAGUAACUGAGAUUUGUAUUUAUUUUAUUUAUUACAUAUGUAUACCGUAGACUGUAGAGCUACUUUGUUGUCAAGGAAGGAAAACUGGGAUCAAUGUUGGGUAAAUUGAAUUCUUUUCAGUUAAAAUUAGUUUUUUUUUCUCUGAUUUAGAUUAUCUGGGAGUUUUGAUAUAGACGUUUACAUACCAAUAGUGGACAAUAAACCAUGAUGUAUGAAGAAGAGGAAUCUCUGACUUUCCAAAUAAACUACUGCAGAUGUGGUUUCAAAUAUAAUUCUUAUAUUUUGUAAAAAGGGCAUGAUUUCAAAUUAUCUCUGGUUAUACAUGGAAGUACAAUAUUGAAAACAGUAUGUUUAUAAAUAAUUAUCAGUUAAAUUAGUAUGAACAACCAACUAGGAAGGGAGAAAUAACCACAAUCUUAUCAGGGCAUUGAACAGAGUUGCAAUGAAUUGUGAAUCCAAACAAAGUAAGUGUUGUGCCACAUUGUAUACUUUUAAUGCACUGAUUAAACACAUCCCAGACUAAAAAUGAAGAAAACGUAACAAUUUCUGAAAUGUGGAUAUAAAAAUAUCAGUUGCUUGGCUAUUAAUUUUAUCUCUAAAGAUAAGUUGUAGCUUCUUACAAGUUUUUAAUUUAUAUUUUUUGAGUUCGGCAUUAGUACUAAGAACGCAUUUCGAGUUUGUUUUAUAGUUUCAAUGUUUGUAUACGCGAGAAUCAUUUGAUCAUUUAGCAUAAAACUGACAUAGCUAUUUAUUUUCACAAGCAUUCUGUAUGUUUAAGAAAUACAUUGCUUGUUAAAUCAGGUUUCAUUUUAUUCAUGACAAAACCAGUUUAAAUUAUUAGCUCUUAAUAAGUAUUUUAAAAUACUCGACAUUUUAAACUGUUCCUGACACUACUGUCUUUUUAGAAAUUUAUAUCUAUAGAUUCAGCCAGGGUGAUCCUAUUUCUAAAAGCAAAUUGACUGACUUCAGAGAUGGUUGACGAAUACUGUGCAUAGGAUUAUUUCCAUAAGGAUAAGAUCUUUUCUUUACCAAAAUACAUUUGAAAAUGCCCAUUUAGCAGUUUCAACAUAAAAACGACUUUAUAGAAAGUUGCUUUGCUUAUUCUGUCAACGUGAAUCAUUAUAUAGCUUUUUUUUGCAUGCUUUGUAAUACUAUCCUAGAUUUAGUAGAAGAGUUUGUGCAAUUAUCUUGGGUUUAAAAUUUAUGAAAUUACAUUCAAACUUGGGACUUUGAGAAUACUGACAGCUUACAAACACUGCUUGGGACAGUUCAGGACAGGGAAUGGAAAGCUAUUAAUUUAACUUCCAUAAUUAAGUCUGGAUCAUGCAUUAAAUCAUUUGAAAUGUGUAUCUGGCGUAAAUUCAGACUUAACCAUAAUGACUGCAUAAUUUGGUUUCACAUAAUAUUAACUUUGCAAUUGUUAGGUUUUAGUUACAGGUACUUAUGCAGUUUUAAGCAUUUUGAAGUUUUGCAGUGGUGUGGUUCACUUGCGUGAUAAUUUCCAGUACAGUAUUCAUUUGUAUUAGUUUAAAUUAAGCGAGCUUUUCUUGCACCUCCAUUGUCCAGCACAAAAUAGGUUUUGAGGAAGGAUUAUUGGACCUGAAACGUUAACUUUGAUUUCUCUUCACAGAUGCUGCCAGAUAAGUUGAGCUUUGCCAGCAGCUUCAGUUUUUGUUUCUGAUUUACAGCAUAUGCAGUUCUUUCAAUGUUUAUGACAUAGCUUGGGUUUGACUGACAUUUUUAAUAGUUACAAUUUAUUUGUUUGGUUAGUAAUUACUUGCAUGUGUUCUAAUCCUUUAGUUUAUUUCUGUCAAUUAACCAAAGUGCUGCAUGUUAACUACAUGCAAGAAUUGGAUUACAGUAGUAAUCUGUGGGUGUGUGUAAGAGGGCAAAAUUAACUGCAGAGAGAUGAGGCUUAAAUAAACCUUAUCACUCACUGUUCGAUUAAUAUUUUGUUUAUGCUAGUGCUUAUUUUUCCAUUGACAACUGUGUUCCAUCUGAGCUUUAAUUUUUAAAACUCCCACAAAUCGGUUAAAUCUUUGUAUAUAUUUCAUUUCUGUUUCCUAUUUUGAAAUGCCAUGUAAAGCAAAUUUCAAACUGGAUAAAACUAAGUGAACUCACAUAGUUUUAAUAAGUAAAAUUCCAAAUAUUAAACUGAUCAUUUCCUAGAAAAAUAAAGUUGAUUAACCAAAGAGAAUAUGCAAAUGCUGAACAAAGACCGCAAUCUUUUUAGUUCACCUUCUCAUAGUUGGGUGAUAGUAUGAUAAUAAAAUUGAUAACUAAUCAUAGCAGUAGAUCACUAAUAGUUAUCUGAGACAGACAAACUUAUGAUGUUGAGAACACCUGCUUGGAGAACUCAUGGUCCCAAAGUUACCGGUUAAUCUAUAUUCAACACUUACCCUGUCAUUUCUCAAGUUUGUCAAUACAAUUCCAACAUAUUUUCUUAAGGAAAUCUAGCUAAUUUUUAUUUGAGUACAUAAUUUCUAAUUCCUUUUGUCAUCAGCAUUAGGAGCCUGUACUCUAACCAUAUUUUUUGUCAAGAUGUAGUUUUCUGUAGUGUCCUUUUCCUGAAGAAGGGCUUAUGCCCGAAACGUCGAUUCUCCUGUUCCUUGGAUGCUGCCUGACCGGCUGCGCUUUUCCAGCAACACAUUUUCACCUCUGAUCUCCAGCAUCUGCAGUCCUCACUUUCUCCUUUUCAAAAUACCCCUUUUAAGUGGAGAGUGUUCUGGUCAAAAUUGAAUAAAACUCAGGGUAUUGGGCUCUCUCUGUGUUGUUCCCUCACUUUUUUAGAAUCAUAAUUUCUUGCAAACUAUUCAGGCUGUUGAAACCUGCUUCCUAAUCUGUUAACUGUCAAGUGCGGUUACUAGUUGAAGCUUUUUUUUGUAAAUUCACUAAAUGCUACCUUCCUUAGAUAAACGUAUGAUAACACUUCAAUAAAAAUGUCCCGUGUCUGAAAAUGUUAAUAAAUUGGGGGAUAUAUCGCUGGCUUCGAAGAAGCUUGUUUCUAUUUUUGUGUAUGUGAUUUGAUCAAUAACAUGAAUUGGCUUAUUAUUCAAACAUGGUAAACAUUGAAUGUUCCACUUCAACCAGCAAUAAUUUUUCAUUAUAACCAUAAAAAGAACAAAUUUAGGUUAUUUGAACCAAAAUUACAAAUAUGGCCCCAUAUCUUGUAUGAUGGGCUAAUUCAUUAUUUUUCAGUGUAAAACAAUAUUUGCAUAGAGGAAAGGGAUGCAAAUUGGCAGAAAAAAAAGACACUCAUCAUUUGUUCAAUGGUAUUUAACAGAUUCCUUUUUAAAAUCUACAACUUAUCAUUUAAAACCAAUCUUUGGCAUUUAGUAAAUGUGAAAUAGAAACGAUUUAGUAUUUAUAGUAAUGGCUCUAAGAUAUUAAAAUUGAGUCUCAAUUAAAUCAUAUGAAUUCUAUUCCAUGUGUGGCAUAACUAUAAAACAUCGAAGCAGAAGUAGGCUAUUCAAUUAAAUAAUGGCUGAUUUGAUGAUCAUCAACUCCACUUUCCUGCUUUAUCCUCCUAAUCAUUGAUUCUUUUACUGAUUAAUAUUUUGUCUGUCUCAGUCUUGAACGUACGUAAUGAUCCAGCCCCGACAACCUUCUGUGGUAAAGAAUUCCACAGAUUCAUUACUUUAGAGAGGAAAAUUCCUAUUCUGCUGCUUCCGGUUGCUGCCUGUCGUAGGUCAGCAUGUUGCAGUUAUAAUUUGAUAUCAGUGUACACCUGGAUGAGUGAUGCUGAGAUUUUUUUUAAUCAGAUGGUGGUUUAAUGUUUUUGCUUUGGGCUGUACUUUUUAAUAAAUUUGGAAAGGAGAAAUGCUUCCUUUAAACAUUGUGAGUAUUUUGUAUCGGUGAAAUAAUGACAGCAGUGAAGAGACAUAAAGAACCUUCACUGCAACAAAGAAUUAAGUUAUGAAGAACAUCUGUAAAAACAUGGGCUUUUUAGCCUUGGAGAAAGAAUUGAGCGAAGAGGCAGCCUCUUAAGCUUUGAAAAUAUAUAUAUAUUUGGGUUAGUAGAAAGUGGCGCAGGUUCAAACUGGCAAGAAACAAUUUUAGGCGUGUUACUUGUUUAAACGAAGAAUGAUCACUAUCUGAAGGGUCGGGUACGUUUUGGCGCUGAUCAUUUGGCCCCGCCGUUUUAGUUCUAAACUGUUUUGGCGCUUAUUACUUUGGUGCUGAGCUGUUUUGGUGCCAAUUCAGAAUUAAAAACAAGUCUUGUUUGGUUAAAGAAUAGAGAUGACUAACGACCCGAUGUAAUUUUCUCAACUAGCAAGAGUUGAUUCAAAUCUCGUUUUGUAAUCAUUUUCUCAUUUAACAAUUGUUAAUAGUCAUCUACUGCCUUGAUGAUACUUAACCCCUUCUAUCUUCACAUUGGAAAGCUGUAAUAUAAUUUUCUUUCUAUUUUCUUGUAGAGCCCAUACCAGAAAUGGCUGAAAACAUUCUAAGCAAGAGAGACAAACCAAAAUUAUAGACGAUGGUUAUCUAUAUGUGUUUGAUAAAUAUAGCAAAAUGUAGAAAUUCGUUUUUAUAAUGAAUAGGUUAAAAAUAAUGAAUAAAAAAGAAUUCGAUUUAUUUCUUAGAAUGCAAUAAAAACAAAAUUCUUACGGGCGCUACAAAACUCUUCUUAAAUUCUGAAUUGGCGCCAAAACAGCUCAGCGCCAAAGUAAGGAGCGCCAAAACAGUUUAGAGCCAAAACAGCAGGGCCAAAUGAUCGCGCCAAAAGGGUGGCGCAAAAUAUUCCCGUUCUACUAUCUGAAAUGUUCUUUAGUGAAGACAAAAAGCUUUACAUUUAAUGAAUGGUUGGAUUAAUGAUGGUAGGAACUCUAUAGAUUAAUGAACUAGGAGUGAAUGAAUCAUGUUCUACAUGCAUAACUAUCUUAGACUGUCUAAUUAUAUGUGAUGUCACAUGGGUAAAUAAAUUGACUUAUUAACUAUUAAUAACAGAACCAAUACUAUGUCACUUAGUGAGCAAGUCUCCUUUUGAAUUGCUACUUUUCCUGUAGGAAGAGGUCCUUUAAUAUCUCAAAGAAGUGAAUGAAUUCUUCUGGUUACAUUUCCCACUGUUAGCAACCAUCUGGGUCAUGAAAUAUUUGUUAUACAAAUGCAAUAAAUGGUAACUUUUCAUCUAGUUAUUGUUUAAUAUUUCAUGACUUGGAGAUGCCAGUGUUGGACUGGGGUGGACAAAGUUUAAAAAAAUCACGCAACACCUGGACAACCCACAACCACCUGCUGAAGGAGCAGCGCUCUGAAAGCUAGUGCUUCCAAAUAAACCUCUUGGACUAUAACCUGGUGUUGUGUGAUUUUUAACUUAAUAUUUCAUGUAAUACCUUUUGUGAACCACUUGGCUCGAAAUAUAAUUGUCAUCAGAUGGCUUACUUAGCAUGUAGUGUCAAUGAGUGCAUUUCAUAGAAUUAGAAACAUGCAGAGCUAUCUGGAGGUAAUAUGUUAUGAAUUAAACUUGCAUCUUUAUCUUACUGCAAUGGACAUGCAGUAUGGAGAAAGUCCGUUGUCAAAUGAAGCAUUCUGCAGUUGUCACAUUGUCUCCCAAGACACAUGAAACACUAUUUUAAUAACAUUUAAAAAUUUGGGACAACGUACAAAAUUUCACUGGGGGAAAGAAUGAAUGAAGAAAAAACACAAUCAUAUGCUUGAAAGUAUACCAAGUUUACAGACUUGUGCUGUUAAAUCUGAUGGUGCUUUUGAUGGUAUUUUUUUACAUGUGGACAUACUGUAUUUUUCACUUUUACUAAACAGCAGGCAUCGGAAUUUAAUUCUAAGGUCUUGUUCUUUGUAUUCUUUAAGAUUGAAAUGAAAUGAUAAAUUUUAUCUAACAGCUGAGCUUAAAAACACUGAUUAGUAUUAUUGCUGUUUAACAGGUGUGUACUGAUAUGUCAAAUUAUAGUUACAAACAUGAACAAAUAAUGAAGUACAUUAACAGGAUUCAGGUGACAAUAUUAUAAUGAAUGAAAUAAUCUAUUUUGUAAUCAUCAGCCCCCACAAAAAUGAAUCAUUGAUUUUAUUCACAUAAAAAUCAAAAUUAAUUUAUUUCUUCUGUUGAAACAGGUGUUUAUUUCAAGUAUUCAGAUAAGUUAAGUAAAAUAAUCUUCAGGCUACUGUUAGGAAACUAAAACCAGUGUGAGAUGUGUUUGUAUAUUUAUCCAUCAAUAUAAGGUGAUUUUCUCUGGCACCUUAAAAUGAUUCGUAACUUGACUGGCAGGAUUGGUUUCUCCUAAAUGUCUUGACAAUUUUAGGAGUUAAUUUAGUUACAUUUCCAUAACAAUAUCAAGUGCAUUUUCCUUUAAUACUUUAAGAAAUAAAUCCUGGUCUUUUUUAAAUAGUUGAAAAGUUAUAUAUCUGCAUGUUUAAUAAAAUACUUUGCAUCAAGAUACAAAUGCAGAAAUGUUAUUUUUGCAGUAUUGUGAGUACCUGUGAAUUUAUCUGAGACUGAUCUCAGGAAAUAUGAGACAAUAAUAUGAAAUUGUAUGCUUCGUGCUAUGCACCUUAAAACCUGGAUCUUGCAUAUUAUGUAAUAGUUUGGAAGAAAGACAGGUGGAUUCAUAUUUAGAUAGUGGCCACUGAUUUUCUUUUUUAAUGCUAAGAGCAUUGCAAUAGUAGAUUAUGUAGAUGUUGGUUAUUUUUGUAUUUUGUUACUUCCCUUCAGAUAAUUUGGUGUUGAGUAGGCAGAAAAAUAUGCAAUGACAGAUCUUCAUUAUUCCUCUUUUCACAUUCCAAAAAAAUUAAAAUUCAGUUCCAUAGCAACAUAUGUAUAAGUAUGAUACUACUUACAUUUCAGAUGAAGUAAUAUUCCUUAAUAAUAAUUAGAUUUUGUCAUGGAUUUAUUAACCAAUUUAAAUAAAUUUUAAAGGCUGCUGAAAAUUUUAGGACCGGUAAUUCAAGCUGAAUCCUUUGGAAGUAUAUGUAUUGUUAGAAAUAAUGUGUGUUCUCUUUGACUCAUGCUCACUGUGAACAUACUAGUUUGUUGGAGUUUACAAAUAUGGCAGUGCCCCGAGAGAAAGAAAAUUAUUUUGGCACUUCGACUUAUCACCGGUUUAAAAUAAUCAAAUGCUUUCUGAUAUGUCCAUCUCUAAGGUUUGUCAUACAUAAAUUAGCACAAAAUGUGUACUGUUUUGACUGACAAUAAAAGCAACUUGUAAGCAGUUAAUCUAAGUAACAAAUCUAGGUCAAGAUAAUGUAAUGCAAUUAUUCCAAAGUAUGACAUUUUUCAAUUCAUUUUACAACAUUGUCUUUUUGGUAUAGUUGACAAAUUAGUUGAAAAACUGGUCAGCAUUAUUUUGCUUUUGUUUUUAAUUGUGGCUGGAGUAGACGACUUGGUGUGGUUUCAUUAUUCCCUUCUAGAGUUGUUUUGACACGUUCACAAAGCAGGUACAGUAUUCUUAUGGUGUUGCCUCACGCAGACUUAGACCACCUGUUGGCGUUAUGAUUUAAUAUUUUUGUUUUAUGCAUUACCAUAUAACUUUCCAAGAAACAAUAACUUGUAUGAUGCAGUUCUACAUAAUUAUUGUAAUAUCCAGGGUACAGCGUUUUCAGAUCCAGCCAAUUAAAAAAGCUAAUGAAAUGAGAAAAGACAGUUGGCUGGCUUUGUGCAAUAUUUGAACUCACUCAAAGAAACACACGAGCACAAUAUUUUAAACUUUAAAUAAUUUAACAUCAUAUUUAAAGAGCAAAUUAUACUCUGGUUAUAAUUAAAACAUCCACUGCAAAAAAAGGUUGCUUUAAAUAUUAAUCCUAAAUAAUUAAGUAUUUAUUGAGCAACAAAAAAGUAUAAGUGAAUUUUUAAGCUUAAGCAUUUAUAUAAAAAUAUAAUGAAAUGUAAAAUACUUAUUCUGACUGAUUUGCUUACUGUCUUUUAUCUUGUUUUAUUUAACUUCUUUAUGCUUUAAGACUGACUUCUGUCAUUUUAACCUCAGUAAUAUUUCUUAUUAAAUUUUACUGGCAUAUUUAAGGCUGAAAGCCUCAAUAAUUGCAUUCAUUUCUUUUAACAUUGUAUUCGCAAUUUUGGUGCUGAAAGUAAUUACUUUUUGUUCCAUUCAAUAAAGUAUGAUAUUUA